CUGGAGACCGCCGUUUUUUUUCGCCAAUUCCCCACCCACUCGCUAUGAUGACCGGCGCGCGGCGCGCUGCACGUCACAUGCUCACCAAAGCUAAGGGCGACGACAGCGAUCGUGCCCACACAUAAGUACAUAUCUCUGCAUAUCAUGUAGCCAUUCCACGAUCUGGGUGCAGAUACGACCGUAAUGUCGAGUCGCUUAGGUUAUCGUGUUAUUCGCCAUGCAUCGCGAGCCCAUGUGCCUUUGAUACGCGAGUGCCAGCAAAGACGCCAACAUACUUAAGAUGUAAAUUGUCUGUGACAGGCCAACUCUUGCCGAUGAUUACCGCACAUGCCUCAUCUAUGGGCGGCACUACAUUACAUUGAGGUCAUGGCUCUGGAACAUCAGUUAUAGCAGAGCAUUAAAAGGUACAUACAAUCAUCAUCUGACAGGUUGGCGUAAGGGCUGUAGUAAUGUGCCUUUAAGCUCCAGUUAUCUGAGUCAGCGUACUCCGUUGGAUUCACUGUUAAUGUGGGACGCCGGUUUAGGGGGAGUGAGAGCUGGCCUGCCCGUCUGACUUAUCCCAUUCUGCUCCUAGCGCUGAUCCACGCAACGUGCCAACUCUGAAGUGGCUUCGGCAACACGUAUCCCUCCUCGUUCGUCUACGGUAGACGGGAGUGUGACGCCAUAGUCUCUUUUUUCUCGCAACAUUGACAAUGGAGGCGCAAGGAGGAACCAAUGAGGGUGAAUCCAGCUCACCCACAGAUAUCCUCAAGAUGAACCCUUACCUCACCAUCGUCAUCUUAGUUACAGGAGUGGCCGGGGGUCUGGCCCUGGUCAUCGGGGUGAUUUUCUUUUGCAAAUACUGCGUCAAGAAGCGACGAGCACCCGGCAGGGAUCCCGCUUUCUUUACACCCGUGCCUCUCGAUCUGGACUUGGACAGCCGGACCCGCUCUAAUGCGAAUCGACGAUUGGAAUCAAGACCAGAGGAGGUACGCUUACCAGUUGACGACGAGGAUGGGUCUCCCGCAAGACUCCUGGAAGACGAUGAUGAGAACCUGGAUUCUUGCAUCGCCGAAUAUCUUGCCACGGGGGAGGCCGCGUCUGCUGAUCACUUACCCGACAUUCCUGAGGAAGAACCGCUUACAGCUGGUGAAGCAGAGACGGCCACAAUUGACUUCUCGCCAGAACGGGUAGAGGAAGAACGCUCCCCCGUCUCGCCUCGGCGAGUGUCCUUCCAAGUUGUUCCUAUCAAACAGAAGCAAGCAAAGUACGUCAGGAGGUACACGGAAGGAGAUUUUCACCACUUGAAACUAUCCCGCAUUAAGCCGUCCGGUGAUUCCAUGAAGGCGUUUUCGCUUGACUACGACUGUCAACGGAGCGGUGACCGCCGAAACCAUUCGCCUGGGCGCACCGUAAGGACCAGCUUGCCCACCCCUGACGACCUUGAGUGGCAUAAGCCUCUCAGUGAUGACCCACAACAACCACGCGGCAUGACGGUCAAGGCCCAGGUUCACACCCAGCCGACGGAGCAGGCAAAAGCACCGGAAGCAGAUGGCAUCAAGUCCCGGGAUCUGUCGCCAGGCGGGCAGGCUCGCCUGCACGCACCGUCCCACUUGCAACUCCGCUCUCCGCGGAAGAACAGCCGCGAUAAGCCCGCUUCCGAAGCCAACAGGGAAACCGAGCCCAAAGGGUUUGUCCCCAUACCUGCCGAAAACCCCGCCGGAUUCGCAGAGCCUAUCAGUAGCGAAGGGUCGGAGGGUAACGGGAAAUCAGCAACCAAGGGAACCCGGAGGGCGCCCAACCCGCCCCCGAAGUUCCACCCUCCGCCACAGAUCGAAAUAUGCGAGAAACCAACACCAGACCGAGAAGCACGAUUUGGGGACUAUCGGGAACUGUGGCAGCUUCGCACUACUCUUGAGAUGGAAGACUCGGGAAGCUCAAGCUCUGAGCCAGAUACUGUAAUUCCUGCAGAAGGGGGGAAACAGGAGAGUGCCGCCCAGGAAGGGGGCGGCAAUACUCAGUAUUUGGAGCCCAGCGACUCUGCCCUCUCUCCAACUGACACAUCUGCAGCAGAAGCCGAUGACGGGAAAAAUAGACUUACAGUUGUGCAGAGGUACAGGUUUAAUACGCAUGGCAAAAAUGAUAGCUUUGAGCAGAUGUUUAGUAGCAUCAGCACCGAAGAGUCGGAUACCUCCGAGCGCAGCAAAGGAGGGGACAGCUCUGGGAAGGACAGUGCGAGCAAACUGAAGCAAAUGCAGGCUGACAGUGGAUACACAUCCAUAGAACACAAGAACGAGGUCUCGGAGCAGCAAAAGCGGUAUCUGUUUGCAUCAGCCGACCGGGACAGCACGAGCUUGGAAAGCUGCGCUCCUGCAUUGUCGAGUGAGAGUAGCCCGAUCGGGGAAAGACCUCUGUCAUCUGGCACCGACAGUGCAGUGCUCACAGAAAGCAGCAAGGAGGACACCUUGCCGUCAAAUAUUCACGGUGUAAGACGGAGGAGUGAUCGACGGACUGCCUCGACUAAGCGACGCGAAUUCAUUGCAGAGAAAGGAGAGGCCAUCUUUGGCAGCUUCAGCUUCCCAGAAGAAGAGAGUGAAGCAGACUCUCAGACAAUAACAGGAUCGGUCAGUGAAAAAUCUGCCAGUGCUGCUGCCGACUCGCCCAACGAUUCGUCAGAGCGUAUUCGCAACAGCAACCGAGUUGGUAGGAUCUUUCGUGUCCAGGGAGAGAACCGACUGAGGUUUUAUCCAAAAGGGAGGGAUUACAGUAUCGACGAAAAGACUGACGCUUUGUUCAAAGAGUUCAUGCGAUCAGACGCCAUGUUUGAUGCACCGACGUCGAGGCGCAGUCGCCCACCUCGCAAUCGUCGACUACAGCUACAGCAUAAGCAGCACAGUGACUCUCAGAUAGAUCCAGCUCGCAAAAUGGCUGACAUGUCUUCUGCUGAUGUGAGAAGUGCUAGCUUCGACCACAAAGGUGAAUCGGCAAAAGAGAGACUGACGCAUCUGCUACCUGGAUCCGGCUCGUCUAAGAAGCUUAGUUCGCAGGAUAGUGUAGAAGAAGACUACCUCCGCAAAGAGAGCGCAAAAAUAUGGGGUGGCAGCCAACCACCUACCAGGAAACGCGAUCUCGAAGAAAUUCCAUCCAAAGAUCGAGAAGUAUCAAGUCGACAUGAGCAAAGCGAAGAACACAGAGGACAAGCGCAAAGACUGGACCUCGAGGAUGUUUCUUGUCGACCAAGCGCCUUCCGUUGUGUUAAGAAGUCUCCAAAACUCAAACGAUCGCACGCCUCCAUCGCUCCAGAAGAUGAUGUAUUGCCAGACAAACCACACCCACACGAAGAGCAACCCCCUAUGUCCAAGGGGAAAAUUGUAUCACAGACUACACUGGUAAGACCAACAGCCAUCCACCCUAAGGAGAGUAUAUCAAACAGCCACAGCAGUGGAGGCAGUCGCGAAUCACCCAGGAACAGUGGCCACUACUCCUCUAAAGGGGAGCUCAGAGAGGAGGCGUAUCGCCACCGAGAGCCCCACCCAUCUGGUGGCAGCGACCCUCCGCUACACCGGCGCGGCCGAAGUCCUGGCAGGGACAGAAGCCCCUGGAGAUCCCCUCAGACCCCAACUGCCACUCACUCACAGGAGGGUGAGAGGGAGUACGCAGACAGAAGAUCCAAAUCCCCGUUGAGGAUGCACAGCGCUGGCAGUAGUCAGGGUAGUGCCGAAUGGAGUGACGACAGAGGCUUCCUAGGCGUCCCACCCAAGGAGCAUCUAGACAGGCCGCACAGCGCCUCCUCCCUCCUCAGACUCCAACGGGAAGCCGCUUCACCUCAGUUUGAAAGACAUUACAGUGAUGAAACUUAUGAUGCUCCGCGACGCGAUCGCAGCAUAGACCACGACGGCAGACUGGAGGCUGACCGGGAACACAGGGGCUCCUCAGGACGACUUCACCCCUUAAGAUACCCACCAGGGAGGCAUAUACGACCCGCCACAGUCAGAACCAGCUCGGAGACAAAUAUCUUAGAACCAAAGGACGGUCACAAGCGUAAUCGCGCCCACGAUCUGAGAAGACAGCACUACGGUAGGGCCCACAGUGCACUAGACGUAUUUGCCGCAAACAGGCCUCCUCCGAAGGACCCACCGAGGUCACGACCACCUCCUGAGAGGCUCUCCGCAAGGUCAAUGACCUUAGACUCCCCUAACAGUCCCGGGGCAGUGCCCAAGGAACGUAGACAUCCACUAGAUGUGCCAAAAGACGAAAGGAGACAUCCACUGGAAGGUCUAAAAGAUGAAAGAAAACACCCGUUGGACCUCUUUAAAGAAGAGCGCAAACACCCCCUCGAAGGCCUGAAAGAUGAACGCAAACACCCCCUUGAAGGUCUCAAAGAUGAACGCAAACCAGCUAAGGAAGAGCGCAGACAUCCUUUAGAUGGUUACAAGGAAAAGCAUAAAGACAGUACAGCGCCUCUAAAGUGGUAGAAAUUGCACAAAACUAGAACAGAAUCGGAACAUCAACAAUUAAGUUACCCUAAUUACUGUAAAUAAUUCGGUUAAAGUAGUAACUGGCACUGGAAACUUGUGGUGCUUAACAUCUAUAUAGUUCGAACCUGUAAAUAAUAAUUUAAAGUACCAUAUGUUUUUAAUUUUCCAAAUUUAUCAUUUUAUAUAUGCCUUAAUCAUAUGAGAAUUGUGUGCAGCAUUUUCUAUUUGAUUCUCGUGCGUAAAUGUGUAUAAGAAAAAAGACUAUAGAUAUAGUUUAUUAUGAAAUAGACUCUGAAAAACAGACAUGAUAUUAAGAUUUAGUAGAGGUAUAGUAGCAGAUGUAAUUUAAGAACCUAAAGUUAACUUUCAGCAGCUUUUCUACCACACACGUUGCUUUAGAGUAUUCGCAAAAGUCUUUAAUCAGCACAACACUUAAAAUAUUGCCAGGAUUAGUUUUUAAAGUUAGGUAUUUCAAUCCGUAUACGGAUUGUUUAGAGGACAAUAACCACAAGUUAAAGGUCUUUUCCCUCUUCGACCAUUAAGGUGCAAUCGGAGAAAGGUGCAAUGUUUACACCUACUUCAAAAUUCAUUCAAGUUCAACGUUUUUAAUUACCGUCUUGUAAAUACAGCAAAUAUGAGACUUAUUUUAAGUAAGUACACUACGUGUACCUUUCGUGCCGAAACUUUCUGAUGUAAAAAAUGAUAUGAAAUAUUUUACUACGUGUGAUGGUGUUCAACAAUUUUCGAUGACAUGCCUUGUACAUACGUAAAUCUCAGAUACUUAAAAUGCAAACAAACAGUAAAGAUGCUGCAAUUUUGCAAUGACUGUAAACAGAGGGAGUAGCCUGGAUAAUUUAUAGUAACGAGUAUUACUGUAAAUAUUUUAUACACUACUGCUCUAGUUGGUUGAAGAGGUUCACAAUUAUCGUAGAAGUGACUGAGACACCAUCACGUUGUAAUACCACAAUACUCUAAUGGAGUUAACUGCAUCUCACCAAAUCACUGUGCACUGUUCCUGUGCGUGCGUGCAUUUUUCAAACACUAAGUAUACCUUAUAAUGCAAUUCUGCAGUCUUGUUGCAAUCGGCACUCCUUCCAUCCUUAUGAGUUUCGUUUUGAUCAACGUUACUGUUGUCAUUUAUCCCCUGAAGAAAAGCCGUCAUAAGAACUGCUGAAAAUAAAGCUCUGUUAAAAUGAGCCUUGUACCAAGAACUUGGA
Acanthaster planci (crown-of-thorns starfish) is the source of this 5674-nucleotide messenger RNA. RefSeq lists its product as uncharacterized. The record is from RefSeq and is a predicted model, not a curated record. Lineage: Eukaryota; Metazoa; Echinodermata; Asteroidea; Valvatida; Acanthasteridae.